Messenger RNA from Micromonas pusilla CCMP1545, 1767 nucleotides. RefSeq lists its product as uncharacterized. The transcript is spliced from 3 exons. Gene Ontology annotation, molecular function: glycerone kinase activity. Lineage: Eukaryota; Viridiplantae; Chlorophyta; Mamiellophyceae; Mamiellales; Mamiellaceae. Gene Ontology annotation, biological process: glycerol catabolic process. The record is from RefSeq and is a predicted model, not a curated record. Bases 1 to 1767 code for a protein of 588 amino acids. Gene Ontology annotation, cellular component: cytosol.
AUGUCGUCCUCCUCGCAGUCGCAGUUCCUCAACGACCCGAACGCCGCGGUGUGCGAGAUGCUGACGUCGCUCGUGCGCGCGCACCCGGACGCGGCGCUCCUCGACGGGUUCCCGGACGUCAAGGUGGUCGUCCGCGCGGCGAGAGAUCCCGACCCCGACAAGGUGGCGCUCAUCUCCGGCGGAGGCAGCGGGCACGAGCCCUCGCACGCCGGGUUCGUCGGCGCCGGGAUGAUCGACGCCGCGGUGUGCGGCGACGUCUUCGCGUCGCCGUCCGUCGCCGCCGUCCUCGCGGCGAUCCGGCACGUCACCGGGCCCGCGGGAUGCCUCCUGAUCGUGAAAAACUACACCGGCGAUCGCCUCAACUUCGGCCUCGCCGCCGAGCGCGCCAAGCUCGAAGGGUACGCGGUCGAGAUGUGCGUCGUCGCGGACGACUGCGCGCUGCCGCCGCCGCUCGGCAUCGCGGGGCGGCGCGGCCUCGCCGGGACGCUGUUCGUGCACAAGUGCGCGGGCGCGGCGGCGGCGGCGGGAAUGGACCUCUCGGCCGUCGCGCGCGAGGCGCGCGCGACGGCGGCAGUCGUCGGCACGAUGGGCGUCGCGUCCGUCGCGCACGCGCUCCCGGGCGCCGCCGAGCGCGCGAGAGAGAUCCAGCGCGGGCAGAUCGAGCUCGGGUUGGGGAUCCACGGCGAGCCCGGCGCGCGCGUCGCGCCGGCGGCGCGCGCGGAUGAGGCGCGUUCUAUACACUGCGUGGACGGCGUCGUCGGCGACGUCGUCGUCAUGGUGAACAACCUCGGCGCGACGACGGGGAUGGAGCUCGCGGUCGUCGCGAACGCGGCGACGGCGUGGCUCGAGAAGAGACGCGUGAACUGCGCGAGGGUCUACGUCGGCGCUUUCAUGACCGCGCUCGACAUGACCGGGUUCUCGAUCUCGCUGCUGCGCAUCGACGCGGGGCUGGCGAGCGGGCGGUUGGAUCUGUUGGACGCGCCGACGGGCGCGCCGGCGUGGCCGAGGGCGGCGAAGGGCGUCGCGAAGCCGUAUCCGCUGCCGUCGCCGCCGGAGGGCGCGGGCGCGGCGGAUCACGACAUCGUGCGGGAGAACAUGACUUCGAAGCGCGAAAUACGUGCGAGUGAUGUAUCGACGGAGAUGUCGCGGAUCGAGCGAGCGACGCGCGCGGUGAAGGAGGCGCUCGAGGGCGCGGAGAAGGCGCUCACCGAGGCGGACACCAGAGUCGGCGACGGCGACUGCGGCGUCACGCACGUCAGAGGCGCGGCGGCGCUCUCGAGCGCCACGCCGUACAUGCACGACGGAGGCGAGGCGCUCUCGAAGAGCGAGCUCGCGCGGUCGAUCGGGCUCCAGAUCCGGAAGAGCAUGGGGGGCACGAGCGGGGCGCUGUACGACAUCGCGUUCGCGGCGGCGGCGGCGGCGAUGACGACGAAGGACGAGUGGUUCGUCGGGUUCGAGGCUGGGACGCGCGCGAUGAUGACGUACGGCGGCGCGAAAGCCGGGGACCGGACGAUACUCGACGCGCUGAUCCCCGCGAUGGAGGCGGCGAGGGAGGCGCUGCGGGCGGACGGCGCGGACGAGAUCGCGGCGUUGAGGGCGGCGGCGGCGGCGGCGGCGGCGGGGGCGGAGAAAACGAAGGAGAUGACCGCCGGCGCCGGUCGGAGUUCGUACGUCCCGGCGGAGGUGUUGAGGGACGUCGCGGACCCGGGGGCGACCGCGGCGGCGGUGUGGAUCGGCGCCGUGAGCGAGGCGUUCGCGAAGAGUUAG